Molecule: messenger RNA, 1271 nt
Organism: Solanum tuberosum (potato)
Lineage: Eukaryota; Viridiplantae; Streptophyta; Magnoliopsida; Solanales; Solanaceae
Product: rRNA-processing protein UTP23 homolog
Exons: 8
Coding region: 106-960 (284 amino acids)
Cellular component (GO): small-subunit processome
Source: RefSeq, a predicted model, not a curated record
GGGUUUUUAUUUUCCUAAUCGCCGACGCCGAUUGCCGUCAACCUUCAAAUCGUCGCUCAUCACCUUUAUUAGCAGUUAUCGUCGGUUGACGAUUCACCGGUCCAGAUGAGGGUGAAAAAGCAGAAGCGGCAUAGGAGAGCUGUGAGGUUUUACACAGCUUGUUUUGGGUUUAGAGAGCCAUUUAAAAUCUUCUGUGAUGGAACAUUUGUGCAUCAUCUCGUUGUUAAUCGCAUAACACCUGCUGAUACUGCAUUGACAAAUAUUCUAGGUGCCCCAGUUAAACUAUUUACCACAAGAUGUGUUCUUGCGGAGUUGAAGAGCCUUGGUGCUUCCUAUCAGGAAGCACUGAAUGCAGCUAAUAACCUUUUUACUGCACGAUGCGACCAUGAGACGCGGAAAAGUGCUGAAGAUUGCAUAACUGAAGUUAUUGGGGAGAAAAAUUCUGAACACUUUUUUGUUGCUACUCAAGAUGCUGAUUUGCGUAGAAGUCUUCAAAAGAUACCUGGUGUGCCCGUAAUUUUUGGUCUGAGGAAUGCAUUAUUUCUCGAACAACCAUCAUCAUUUCAACGUGAAUUUGCCAAAUCUUCUGAAGAAGAACGUCUUCAUAUGACUGACCUGGAGUACAAUAUGCUUAGACAAAACAAAAAGAGGAGAUUGUCCGAUGACAAACAAGGGGAUUCUUCCGAUGCAUCAGAGGAAAAGAUAGAUGAUGUUUCACAGGUUCAGAUUAUCAAUACAAAUGUUAAGAGGAAUGGAAGUGAUGUCAAGGAUAAAGUUCGCUUCAAGAGAAAGAAAGCUAAGGGUCCAAAUCCACUCUCUGUCAAGAAGAAGAAAAAGAAGUCUGGGGAUACAAAUUUUACGACCUCGGGAAAGGAAAACAAGAAUGGUGAGGGAACUGUGAGAAGCAGGAAGAGAUCAAGGAAGAGGUCGCGCAAAAAUGUUGUUGAAGGAAAUGCUUAGUGUUGAAGGCUUUGUAAUAUCAGGAGGAAUUUUGAUAUCAAGCAUAGUACAAUCUUCCAGAGGAAACACUAUAUUUAUCAAAGGAAGUGUUAACUUGAAAGACAACAAAUAUUAUGAGAACACAAGGGUCUAUUGCUAAUUGUGAUCAAUUUUGAAUUUUCUAUGAAUUUUGCCCUUAUAAGAACACUAGACAUAGGUUCCCGUGCUAGUACGGGCCCAAUAUCUACUAUUUUUUAAUUUUAAUUAAUGCGAUAUAGAUAGAAUUAGAAAGUUCAUUAAAUUUUAAUAUGAUUUUUAGAUUUUUAAGUUAA